AUGUUUGACUUUCUCCAUAACUGCUUUUCAGCUACCAUUAUAUUUGUCAUUAUUACGAAAGAUUUUGGAAGUCAUUUAGAGUCGUUCAGAUAUUUGUUGCUUGCUUGCUUGCUUGUUCCUCAAAACUAUCUCAUUCUUAGCUAUCGCUUAGGGACAAUACUGACUGCUGUAAGUGGUAUUUUUACGAAUCUUUCACUGUCUAAUUGUUGUCCUUAUUCUAAUAUUUGUGUUACUACUUUUCAGCUUGGUUUAAAAGACUGCGAAGACACAAUCAUUGGAGUACCGGGACAAAAAAAGGGUAUUUCUGGCGGUGAAUCGAAACGAUUGUCGUUUGCCUCAGAGCCGACUACAGGUCUUGACUCGUUUAUGGCUGAAAGCGUGGUUAACGUGCUCUACCGCUUAGCGUCGAAGGGAAAGACCAUUCUGUGCACGAUACACCAGCCACCAUCUAUGGUCUAUUCAAUGUUUAACUAUGUCUAUUUUUUGGCCGAAGGACGGCUGGCAUAUUCAGGUCCUACAGCAAACGCGAUCACGUUCUUUUCUUCGAUCGGCUACGCUUGUCCAACAGAUUUUAAUCCGGCCGACUAUUUCAUGCACGUUUUGGCGGUAGAUCCUAGUAAAGAAUCACAAAGUGCAGAAAAAAUAAAGGUAUGUAAAUUAUUUUUAAUUAACAAUAGUUAUUACCUGUGUUUGGAGAAACACCUGUUCAAAGCUUCAUGGUGUGAGCAAUUCCGGGUUCUUAACUGGCGUUGCACAUUGAGCUCGAUCCGCAACAGACGGUUCGUAUUGGUGAAAUAUCUUCAGAAAAUUAUAUUCGCUAUUUUCGUUGGAAUGCUCUAUUUCGGAACGACGCUUGACCAAGCGGGCAUCAUGAGUAUCAAUGGCGCUCUGUUUUACCUGUUGGCCGAAUUCAGUUUUUCCGUGGCAUAUGUGGUUCUCAAUCUGCUGCCUGCCGAAUAUCCGGUUCUCAUUCGAGAGCACCACAGUGGACUUUACAAAGUUAGUAGCUACUAUAUAAGCAAGGUGUUGUCUAUGGUAAGUCAAUUUAGGAUCACUGCAGACCUUAUAAAUAUAUUGCUGCAGAACAAUGAUUCUCUUUCGUAUGUAGGAUCUAUGAUGUCAGCAGCGUCACCAAACUUUGCAGUUGCUGCAAGUCUGGCUGGUCCACUGUUGACCUUGGUACAACUCACUGGUGGCCUGUACGCUAAUGUUGCCACACUGCCGGUUUACCUUUCAUGGAUUCAGUACUUGUCGUGGUUUCGGUACGGGUUCGAGGCAGUGGCUGUCAAUCAGUGGCACGGGAUCGAAAACAUAAGUAAAUGUUACGAAAUACUGAAAAACCUGAACUUCUCAGCGGUAAAAUAUUAUUUAAUUUCGAUCAUAUCGGUAAAUCUGGCAUUCUAA
Soboliphyme baturini is the source of this 1404-nucleotide messenger RNA. The record is from the annotation of a GenBank genome assembly. NCBI's taxonomy places the organism in Eukaryota, Metazoa, Nematoda, Enoplea, Dioctophymatida, Soboliphymatidae.